This is a messenger RNA of Oncorhynchus gorbuscha (pink salmon), 2428 nucleotides long. It is a transcript of the gene ess2, whose product is annotated as ess-2 splicing factor homolog. Bases 551 to 1735 code for a protein of 394 amino acids. Gene Ontology annotation, cellular component: catalytic step 2 spliceosome. The record is from RefSeq and is a predicted model, not a curated record. Lineage: Eukaryota; Metazoa; Chordata; Actinopteri; Salmoniformes; Salmonidae. The transcript has 11 exons.
GCGAAGAGCGAGUAGAGGUAUGGUUUAAAAACCGAAGGGCGAAGUGGAGGCGACAAAAAAGAACAGCAUUUGGUGUGCAAGACCUGGACGACUAGAAAAUGGUGUACCGUAUUAUACACUUGUAUAUAUUUUCUAGACAUUUUUGGAUACUUUAUCCAAUGCAAUGAUGAAGGCUAGAAUAAUUCUAAAAGCGUCACUGACUGACAUUUCCGGUGACGGAGAAAUUGUCGCUGGAUAAUGGGAGUAGAAAGGAGGCUCGAGUUUGAAGUAGAGGGAGUACAGGGCUUUGCAUGUCUCUUGGGGAGGCUAAAAGUAGAUUUUGGCUUGGAAGAGUUACACAUUUUCAGGAGUCGGGAAGAGGAUUGGAGGGAAAGAGAGAGGAGGUUGAAAAGACUAAGGGAGACGGAGGAUUGGUUUCAAUCUGUUGAAGCUAGCAAAAAGAAGGAAGAAUUUAGAGAAGAUCAUCCAGAGGGACUUUUUUCCAGAUGUGACAAAGUUACAAGCGCAGAAGGACUACCUUGAAGCUGAGGAAAAUGGGGAUCUUGGGAAGAUGAGGGAGAUAUCCAUUAAAUAUGGGUCAUCUUUAGCCAAGUCCACACCGCUCUCCAAUGCCCCAUAUGUUACUCCAGCUUCUUUUGAGACACCAGAGGGUCGUCCUGGAUCGCCCUCUUCUGUACUGGGCAAAACCAAGAAAGGAGCAGACUGUGUGAAUAAGGAAGGAGAUGAGGAGAAAGAGCUGCCAUGUCUUGAUCGUUUCCUGGCUAAGAACACAAGCGAGGAUAAUGCAUCCUUUGAACAGAUCAUGGUUCUAGCAGAAGACAAGGAGAAGUUGAGGCAUUCGUGGUUAUAUGAGGCGGAGGCUGAAUUUAAACAGCGGCAUGAAGAAAACCUUGCGCUGCCGUCAUCAGAGAAGCAAGCCCUUGAGUGUGUAAAGGCAGGACUAGAGACCUGGGAGUACAAAGCAAAGAAUGCCCUUAUGUACUAUCCAGAGGGUGUCAAGGAUGAUGACACCCUCUUCAAGAAGCCUAGAGAGGUGAUUCACAAGAACACUCGUUUUGUGGGAGACCCCUUCAGCAAAGCCCUUAACAAAUGCCAGCUUCAGCAGGCUGCAGCCCUUAAUGCACAGUUCAAACAGGGUAAAGUAGGCCCAGAUGGCAAAGAGCUUAAUGCCCAGGAUUCCCCUAAUGUUAACGGAUAUGGGUUUGAAGGAACUCCCUGCCCUUCCCCAGGUAUGGCUGAGUCCCCCUUGAUGACCUGGGGAGAGAUAGAGAGCACCCCCUUUCGCUUGGAUGGGUCUGACUCACCGUUUCAAGAGCGGAAUAUUGGCCCAUCGUUCAAGAUUCCAGAACCAGGAAGAAGAGAGCGGUUGGGUUUGAAAAUGGCCAAUGAGGCUGCAGCCAAAAACCGGGCAAAGAAGAAAGAAGCAUUGCGAAAGGUCACAGAAAAUCUUGCAAGUCUCACACCAAAAGGCCUGAGCCCAGCAUUGACCCCUGCCCUUCAGAGGCUUGUAAACCGGACCUCCAGCAAAUACACAGAUAAAGCUCUAAGGGCAAGCUACACACCAUCUCCCACACACAGAGGAGCAGGCUCCAAAACCCCCCUGGGUGGUCCAGCCACUCCCUCAGGCACUCCGACACCAAGCAAAGCCAGGACCCCCGCCUCCCAGGACCCAGCGUCCAUCACAGACGACCUACUGCAGCUCCCCAAGAGGAGGAAAGCCUCUGACUUCUUCUGACCGUGGUAAAGCAAAAUCGAGAAAGAACAGUUAUCUUGAGGAAGUGAACUCAAGCAAAUUACUGGCCAUGGGGUGUUUCUCUCUACCCCAACCCAUGCCCUCCCUCUGGAUUUUAUGGACUUUUAUGACUGGAACAGUCUGUGCACAAAGGGCAAAGAGUCAAAAUGUAAAUUCUGAAUUCAAGGAUAGUUGCAAAGCUCAGGUCAUUACUGUUCUUAGGGUGUUGGAAAGAAAGGCAUAGCAUGUACUGUGUUUGAAACCUUCCAAGACUGGAUUACUGAAAUCUGUGGGUUCCAGAGAGAUCCCAUAAUUGUACAUAGACUAAAAGGAUUAGAAUGUUAGUGAAUGUUAUGAGGCUUCAAUGAUUUUUGUAAAUAUGUUCAUGUAAGCCUCUAUUUUGUAUGCCUCUUUCUGCAACAUGAUAUUUCAGUUUUCAACCUAAAAAAUGCCUUCAAGUGAUUUGUUUGUAAACCUGAAAUGUUGACACUCACCUUUUAUCAUAGCAGACUCAACAUCUGAAGAAAUGUAACUAAGUCUAUAUGGUUAAUCUUAACAAAGAUGUAUGCUUCAUUUAUUUGUAACUAAUUUGGUGGAAAAAAAUCCAGCAUUUCAACAUGAAUCAGCAGGGAUGUCAUUCCUUGCAUCUGGGGAUGAUUCUUUCUUGGUGUGCUUAGAUGGUUCAGCUGCCUUUUU